AUGGCCACCCAUAGUACCGUGAAACCCUAUGAAUGUAACCGGUGUGGCAGAUCCUUCCGGGAUAACACAGACCUGCGCAUCCAUAUGAGGACGCACACUGGGGAAAGACCCUAUGAAUGUCAGCAGUGUGGGAAGGCCUUCAGAUAUAUGGGGAAUCUGCGGGAACAUAUGCCAACACACACGGGCGAGAGACGGUAUGAAUGUCAGCAGUGUGGGAUGGCCUUCAAGUAUAACUCAGGCCUACGAGAACACAUGCGGAAACACACUGGAGAGAGACCCUAUAAGUGUCAGCACUGUGAAAGAACCUUCAUUCGUCACUACACACUUGUAGUACAUACUGUGAGAAGGCACACCGAGGGUGGACACUUGGAAUGUAAGGAGUGUGGUGAAACUUUCAGAAAGCAUCGACCUUUUGAACAUCACAUGGCCACACACGAUAUCCUGAAACCCUAUGAAUGUAAGGAGUGUGACACAGCCUUCAGGUGCCACAGAGACCUACAG
Lontra canadensis (Northern American river otter) is the source of this 501-nucleotide messenger RNA. RefSeq names its product zinc finger protein 177-like. Gene Ontology annotation, cellular component: nucleus. The annotation marks the transcript as partial. The record is from RefSeq and is a predicted model, not a curated record. Lineage: Eukaryota; Metazoa; Chordata; Mammalia; Carnivora; Mustelidae. The transcript has a single exon.